Bombyx mandarina (wild silkworm) is the source of this 1234-nucleotide messenger RNA. RefSeq lists its product as uncharacterized. Lineage: Eukaryota; Metazoa; Arthropoda; Insecta; Lepidoptera; Bombycidae. The record is from RefSeq and is a predicted model, not a curated record.
UGUUUGACACUAGACGCACCGAACUUGUUUGAUGUUUUAGUUGAGAGACUCAUAAAUACGUGCGCGUGCGGUGAAAUAGAAGGUUUUCGUUUUUCUAACCCAUGAUUAAUAAUUUAGAUUUCGGUUUUUGAAUAAUAGCUCCUCCAGGAACCCGGCUUUGUAUUUUUAUUCGCUGUUUCUUUGUUGAAUUUGAUUGCAUCGUCUUUUUGAAGUGCUUUUCCACAACCACCGGUUUAUUAUUCAGGUAAGUUAUGAUUGUGGUGUUUUAUUUAUCAAAUAGUUAACUUUAAGUUAACUCAAAUGUUUAAAUAUUUUUGUCCUUUAUUACUCACUGCCUAAGCAAAGUUUUUUAUAGAUUUUACGUGAAAUUACGAUGCAGUAAAUUAUUUGUCGUUUCAGUUUUUCUAUAAUGACGUCCAGGCAAGUAUUUAGCGAAAGCGAGAAGACUUGCCUACAAGAAUUAAUUUUAAAAUAUAAUCUGCACAAAACUGCGACCAUGACAGCUAGUCAAAACACAAAAAAACUUUUGUGGGUACAUUUAACAGAAGAAUUCAAUUCAAUUGAAUCAAAUGCAAAGCGAAGUGAGGCCCAGCUCAAGAAGUGCUGGGAUAAUUUAAAAACACGGAGGAAGCACUUUUUAGCUAAUGAAAAGCGUCAGAGAAUGAAGACUGGUGGCGGACAGUGUAUUCCAAAUGAGCCACAGCCUGGUAGCAGCAAUGAGACCCUUAUUUUUGCUGAGGUUCUACUGGAUCAGACUGAUGUGGAACUCAGGGGUGUCAUUGACAGUGAUACCAUUUACAGUUCUGAAGAUAUUGCAAUGGAGCUUGAAACAUCAGUUCCAGCAGCAGCGCAACCACAACAGAAUGAUGAAGUUCUGAGUGUAAGCUGUGCAAGAUCAUCAGCUGAAGAAUACCAAAGUGUGAACACUCAUAUGCAUCUUAUGGGGUCCCAUCUUACAGUUUGUGGUGGAGCUUCAUCACAAGGAAAUGUUGCAGGCACCACGCCUAUGCAUUACAGUCUAUCAUGUCGUGACACCCCACAACGUCGUGAUACUCCACCACGUCGUGACACUCCACCCAGUCGUGACACUCCACCAAGUCGUGACACUCCACCAAGUCGUGACACUCCACCAAGUCGUGACACUCCACCAGGUCGUGACACUCCACCCAGUCGUGACACUCCACCAAGUCGUGACACUCCACCACGUCGUGACACUCCACCGCGUCGUUCUUGA